Molecule: messenger RNA, 1128 nt
Organism: Mya arenaria
Lineage: Eukaryota; Metazoa; Mollusca; Bivalvia; Myida; Myidae
Exons: 1
Coding region: 1-1128 (375 amino acids)
Biological process (GO): DNA integration
Molecular function (GO): nucleic acid binding
Source: RefSeq, a predicted model, not a curated record
AUGGAUACUGAUGAAAAAAAUAAUAUUUUAGAAAAUUUUUACUUUGAUGAAAAAAACCCAGCUGCUUAUGCUGGUCCACAGAAAUUGUUUCGUGUGAUUGCCAAAAAAUACCCUGGAGAAUUUACAUUAUCUUACAUUAAACAGUGGUUAGGUAGCCAGGAUGCCUACUCACUUAAGAAACCUAGAAGACACAAAUUUAAGACAGCCAAUGUGAGGGUGACUAGCAUCGGUGAACAGCUGGAUGUAGAUCUUUUGUCAAUGGCUAACCUAGCAGAUGAGAAUGACGGCGUUCGAUUUUUGCUUUGCGCGAUCGAUAUAUUAUCCAGAAAACUGUGGGUUCUACCCUUAAAAACCAAAACGGCAAAAGAAGUGUUAGGCGCGAUGAAAGACAUUAUGGAUAACAUAGCACCAAUCAAAAUACAAAAAGUGAGAGCUGACAAAGGGAGUGAAUUUGCCAACCGAUGGUUUAAAAAGUACAUGAAAGACAUCAAUGUGUACUUUUUUACAACCAAUAACCCACCCAAAAGUAAUUUUGUGGAACGAGUUCAACGGACGUUGAAAGAGAAAUUAUACAGGAUGAUGAGACAUAAAAGAACCUACCGAUACAUUUAUGAUUUGCAAAAUGUCGUGGCUAGCUACAACGCAACGCCACAUAGAGGUCUUAAGGGGUUAGCUCCUAACGAAGUGAACAAAGACAACGAAGCGGAUGUUUGGGCUCGUAUGUACUUGAAGAAAUCUCCGAAGCGACAGCCGACUAAGCCCAUGAUUUUAUUUAGAAAAGGCGAUUUAGUGAGAAUAAGUUUUACCAAAAAGCCCUUUCAACGUGCCUACCAAGAGCAAUUUACCACCGAAGUGUUUAAAGUCGCUGUUCAACUUUUAAAACAAGGCAUACCUAUGUACAAGCUGCAAGAUCUUAAAGGUGACGCUAUUGAAGGAUUGUUUUAUACCUCAGAACUGCAAAAAGUAAACAAAGAUGAAAACAGUUUGUGGUUUAUUGAGCGAACUUUGAAGAAAAGAAAAAGAAACAACAAACUGCAGUAUUUUGUGGAGUGGCAAGGUUUUCCUAAAACAUUUAACAGUUGGGUGAAUGCUGAUGAUAUCAAAGACAUAUCUGCAACUGUUACUUAA